This is a messenger RNA of Chinchilla lanigera (long-tailed chinchilla), 3062 nucleotides long. It is a transcript of the gene Ints5, whose product is annotated as integrator complex subunit 5. The transcript is spliced from 2 exons. The record is from RefSeq and is a predicted model, not a curated record. Gene Ontology annotation, cellular component: integrator complex. The annotation marks the transcript as partial. Gene Ontology annotation, biological process: snRNA 3'-end processing. NCBI's taxonomy places the organism in Eukaryota, Metazoa, Chordata, Mammalia, Rodentia, Chinchillidae.
CACGGCCCCGCGCCGCUCAGCGCUCAGGAGCUGUCCCAGGAAAUCAAGGCUUUUCUGACUGGCACAGACCCCAUCCUGGGCCACCAGCUCUCAGCCCGGGAACACGCUCGCUGUGGUCUUCUCCUGCUCCGCUCUCUGCCACCAGCUCGGGCUGCUGUGCUUGACCACUUGAGAGGUGUUUUUGAUGAGAGUGUCCGGGCCCACCUGGCUACCCUGGAUGAAAGCCCUGUGGCAGGUCCACCUCACCUCCGUCCACCUCCACCCUCCCACGUCCCCACUGGGGGACCUGGUCUCGAGGACGUGGUGCAGGAAGUGCAGCAGGUGCUGUCUGAGUUUAUCCGGGCCAACCCAAAGGCCUGGGCACCUGUGAUUAGUGCAUGGUCCAUUGACCUCAUGGGACAGCUGAGCAGCACGUACUCAGGCCAGCAUCAGCGUGUGCCCCAUGCCACUGGCUCGCUCAAUGAGCUGCUGCAGCUGUGGAUGGGCUGCAGGGCCACCCGCACGCUCAUGGACAUCUAUGUGCAGUGCCUCUCAGCUCUCAUUGGUAGCUGCCCAGAUGCAUGUGUGGACGCCUUGCUGGACACCUCUGUCCAGCAUUCCCCACACUUUGACUGGGUUGUGGCACACAUCGGCUCCUCUUUUCCUGGUACCAUCAUCUCCCGAGUGCUCUCCUGUGGCCUUAAGGACUUCUGUGUCCAUGGAGGGGCUGGAGGGGGAGCUGGUGGUGGUAGUGGAAGCUCUUCUCAGACUCCCUCUGCAGAUCCCUUCCCCGGAUCUCCUGGCAUCCCUGGGGAAAAACGGGUGCCUAAGAUUGCCUCAGUUGUGGGAAUCCUAGGGCACUUGGCCUCCCGCCAUGGAGACAGCAUCCGGCGGGAGCUUCUUCGAAUGUUCCAUGAUAGCCUGGCAGGGGGCGCUGGGUGUCGGAGUGGGGACCCUUCCCUUCAGGCCACAGUUCCCUUCCUCCUGCAGUUGGCAGUCAUGUCACCAGCUCUGCUGGGCACAGUCUCUGGUGAGCUCGUGGACUGCCUUAAGCCCCCGGCCGUGCUGAGCCAGCUGCAGCAACAUCUGCAGGGUUUCCCUCGGGAGGAACUGGACAACAUGCUGAACCUGGCUGUGCACCUGGUAAGCCAGGCCUCCGGGGCAGGUGCAUACCACCUGCUGCAGUUCCUUGUGGACACAGCCAUGCCUGCCUCAGUCAUCACCACCCAGGGCCUGGCUGUGCCAGACACCGUGCGCGAGGCCUGUGACCGGCUGAUCCAGCUGCUGCUGCUGCAUCUGCAAAAACUGGUCCAUCACCGGGGAGGGUCCGCUGGGGAUGGGGUGCUGGGCCCACCUCCACCCCCGCGCCCAGUGCCCUUCCUAGAUGCGCUAAGAAACCACCUUGGAGAGCUGUGUGGAGAGACGCUGCGACUGGAGCGAAAGCGCUUCCUCUGGCAGCACCAGCUCCUGGGCCUGCUGUCUGUCUAUACCCGGCCCAGCUGUGGACCUGAGGCCUUGGGCCACCUACUGAGCCGAGCCCGAAGCCCUGAGGAGUUGAGUUUGGCCACACAGCUGUACGCAGGGCUGGUGGUUAGUCUCUCUGGCCUGCUACCCUUGGCCUUUCGGAGCUGCCUGGCUCGGGUUCAUGCAGGGACUCUGCAACCUCCCUUCACAGCCCGCUUCCUGCGCAACCUGGCACUGCUGGUGGGGUGGGAACAGCAGGGUGGGGAGGGCUCUGCAGCCCUAGGAGCUCGCUUUGGGGAGUCUGCGUCUGCCCAUCUGUCUGACCUGGCUCCUCUCCUGCUUCACCCGGAGGAGGAAGUAGCUGGAGCUGCAGCUUCCCUCCUGGCCAUCUGUCCCUUUCCCGUGGAAGCCUUGUCCCCCUCGCAGCUCCUGGGACUGGUGAGGGCUGGGGUGCACCGGUUCUUUGCCUCCCUGAGGCUGCAUGGGCCUCCAGGAGUGGCCUCUGCUUCCCAACUUCUCACCCGCCUGUCUCAGACCUCCCCUGCUGGGCUCAAGGCAGUCCUGCAGCUGCUGGUGGAGGGAGCCUUGCAUCCAGGCAACGCAGAACUGUUUGGAGGGGAGGUGGAUGGAGACAGUGAGUCUGUGUUCCCUGACUCGGCUCCUCUGGCCUUGCCCUCCCUGUUGGACACUAACCGGCGGCACACUGCUGCUGUGCCUGGGCCUGGAGGGAUCUGGUCUGUUUUCCACGCUGGAGUCAUCGGUCGUGGUCUGAAGCCCCCCAAGUCCGUACAGGUUCGGAACCAGCAGGAAGUGAUGUACAACACCCAGAGCCUCCUCAGCCUCCUGGUGCACUGCUGCAGGGCUGCGGGGGGCGAGGAUUGCGGGGGCUGCUGGGCGGCUCCCACCCUGAGUCCGGAGGCGGCCAAGGCGGUAGCAGUGACCCUGGUGGAGAGCGUGUGUCCCGAUGCCGCCGGCGCCGAGUUGGCCUGGCCGCCCGAGGAGCACGCCCGGGCCACGGUGGAGCGCGACCUCCGUAUUGGCCGCCGGUUCCGCGAGCAGCCCUUGCUCUUUGAGCUGCUGAAGCUGGUGGCGGCCGCGCCCCCGGCGCUGUGCUACUGCUCCGUGCUCCUGCGCGGGUUGCUGGCCGCGCUGCUCGGGCACUGGGAGGCCUCGCGUCACCCCGACACAGCCGGCUCCCCCUGGCAUCUGCAGGCGUCCUGCACGCUGGUGUCCGUCAUGGCCGAGGGCAGCCUCCUGCCGCCGGCCCUGGGGAACAUGCACGAGGUGUUUGGCCGCCUCGCCCCUUUCGAGGUGCGGCUGCUGCUGCUCAGCGUCUGGGGCUUCUUGCGCGAGCACGGGCCACUGCCUCAGAAGUUCGUCUUCCAGCCGGAGCGCGGCCGCUUCGUGCGCGACUUCUCCAGGGAGGGCAGCGGCGCGGGCGGCCCGCACCUGGCCGUGCUGCACAGCGUGCUGCACCGCAGCGUCGACCGCCUGGGCCUGUUCUCAGGCCGCUUCCAGGCGCCCUAGCGAGGUGCCGGGUCCGCGCCAGGCCGGAGGAGCGAUGUCACGUUUUCCUUCCCGCCGAAUUUUCUAAAUAAAACUUGCCGAGUUGAGAGGAA